This is a messenger RNA of Opisthorchis viverrini, 237 nucleotides long. RefSeq lists its product as hypothetical. The record is from RefSeq and is a predicted model, not a curated record. The transcript is spliced from 2 exons. The coding region runs from base 1 to 237 and encodes 78 amino acids. NCBI's taxonomy places the organism in Eukaryota, Metazoa, Platyhelminthes, Trematoda, Opisthorchiida, Opisthorchiidae.
AUGAAACCAGCCUCCAGGACGCAUUCGACUCGGUUAACCGGUAUGUUUUUCCUUGAGGAGUUUGUCCUUCAAGGAAUGUUCCGGAAGUUUAUGGACAUAAUAAUAAGUUCUUUGUAUUCUCUGACUUUUGAGCGUGUGAAAGUAUACAGAAAAACUGUCCAAAAGCUUGCGUACACAAAGUGGUGUCCGUCUGGGUUGCUCAUUCUUUCCUUUCCUAAUGGAUUUCCUGGUCGAUGA